Messenger RNA from Mytilinidion resinicola, 2273 nucleotides. RefSeq names its product PLC-like phosphodiesterase. Gene Ontology annotation, biological process: phosphatidylinositol-mediated signaling; lipid metabolic process. Lineage: Eukaryota; Fungi; Ascomycota; Dothideomycetes; Mytilinidiales; Mytilinidiaceae. The record is from RefSeq and is a predicted model, not a curated record. The transcript is spliced from 4 exons. Gene Ontology annotation, molecular function: phosphatidylinositol-4,5-bisphosphate phospholipase C activity. Bases 182 to 2224 code for a protein of 680 amino acids.
CGAGCUUGACGUCUGCUCUGCCAAGAUCCUGCUCAGCUGCCAACGCAAGAUGACCACCUCCUCCUCAGUCCCGUUAAUUCUCCUCUCUCGACAGAGAGGUCAAGAACGCGACUGCAGGCAAGAACCAUCACUCUUUCACCAUCAAUAAGCACCAAACACCCUUCACGCGCCCAGCAUCAACAUGGCCAGCUCUUCGCCUUCGAAAAUACCGGCCCCAAAGCCAGCCGAAGCCAAAAUGCCCACCAUAGCAGCUCCAGAUACCGCCCAGCCUGAGCUCCAAGCUGGAGGAGGCACCCCCGCGAACACUAGCCCAGAUGCCAACGCAGUGGAAUACCUCUCUCCGGUCCUCACAAAGCAUAUGAAAGCUGUGUACGAAGAGUUGGAAAAGACGCAUUCAUUGGCUACGAAGGACGGAUUCCUCAAGUGGCUCGCUGAAUCACAGCAUGUUGUCCCUCAGGGUAUUGAGGUGUCUACAAACGGCUCCUCUUUCUCCCAAUUCGCCAAAUACCUGUCGUCGAGCGCUACCAAUGCUAUGGGCCCUGCCGCGAUAGUGGAUUGCUCGUACCCUAUAUCCAACUACUUCAUUUCCUCUAGUCACAAUACGUACUUGACUGGCAAUCAGCUGUCAAGUGAAGCGAGCGGGGAAGCAUACCAAAAUGUGCUUUUGCGAGGAUGUCGGUGCGUGGAGAUCGACGUCUGGGAUGGCGAAUCGCCUUCAAGCUCUAGUUCCGAAGACGAGUCCGCAAAAGGCCCCAAACCUAAGAAGAAAGAGAAGGUAGAGAAGGUUGAGCGGAAACUUAUGAAGAAGCUAGAACUGCGGUUUGGCAGGAAAUCGGAUCGCAGCCCUUCGAAAGGUGCGCAUGAUGCACAUCCUGUCUCGAAGGCCUCGCCCGAGGACAAAGUCACGCCAUGGAAGUCCACCUCGAGCUCGAUACGAGCGGAACCACGAGUCCUUCAUGGCUACACACUCACAAAAGAAACACCGUUUCGAGAUGUGUGCAAAUCUAUACGGGACUAUGCCUUUGUUGCUUCGGAUUUGCCUGUAAUCGUCAGUCUCGAGGUACACACCAGCCUCGAGCAGCAGGAGAUUAUGGUAGAAAUCAUGGAGGAAUACUGGAAAGGCAUGCUGGUUGAUCUUCCGAUCACAUCUUGUGAGAGCACGGAAGAGCUCGUCCUACCGCGCUUGGACCAACUUCGGAACAAAAUCUUGAUCAAAGUCAAAUACACAGCACCAAAGCCUCUGGAUGCUGAACCGCCUAAGCCAACGAACCUCCAAUUGGAAAAAUCGAAGUCGUCGAGUGCUCUCUCUUCAUCGUCAGCAUCAUCCUAUGAUGUGCCCGAGACAGUCGCCAAACCAGCUGCGCCAAAAGCAAAGAUUCUCGAAGCUUUGGGACGACUGGGCAUCUAUACUCGUAGCUAUCACUUCAAGAAUUUUGAUCAGCCAGAGGCGAAGAUUCCUACGCAUGUGUUCUCUUUGUCCGAGAAGACGCUGAUGGAGGUGCACGAGCAAACCCCCACCCAAUUGUUCGCCCACAACAAGAACUUUUUUAUGCGGGCAUAUCCCAAAGGCCUCCGCCUCAACUCAUCCAAUCUAGACCCAUCCAUUUUCUGGCGAACUGGUGUCCAGAUCGUGGCCUUGAACUGGCAGAAAUGGGACGCGGGAAUGAUGCUCAAUGAAGCCAUGUUCUCUGGAUACAAUGGCUGGGUGUUGAAGCCAGAAGGCUAUCGCAGUGCUAGCACGGCAGAAAACCAGGCAUUAGCAACGACCCACCACAACCUCGAUCUCACGAUUGAGUUCUUUGGCGGUCAGGAUAUCCCACUCCCACCCGAGGAGCACAAUCCCAAGAGCUUCAAGCCUUAUGUCAAGUGCGAGCUGCAUGUGGAAAAGCACGAGGAACGCAGUGAUGAGCCAAUCCCCGGAGGUGGGAAAAGCAAAGGCGGCGGCGACUACAAACGACGCACGAAGACAACAAAGACCCCCGACCCGGAUUUCCAGAGGGAGACUAUUCGUUUCUCAAACGUGAGAGGGGUGACGGAAGAGCUGACAUUUGUGCGACUCAAAGUCAUGGACGACGAGCACUUCAACGACGAUCUCGCUGCAUGGGCCUGCUUCCGCCUCGACCGCUUCCAGCCUGGCCUGCGCAUGAUCCACUUGUACGAUGCACAUGGGGUCCUGACCAAGGGCGUGUUGUUUGUGAGAAUCGAGAAGAGUGUCAGUGCCUAAUAAGCAGCUACACGCACAUCGUUCACCCGAGCCACGGAGCCUUCCCUCU